GCAAGGCAACACAGCGAGCGGGAGAGUCGUACGUCGAGUUCUCUUCGCUGUUGUCCAAGUCCAUGGCUGCGCGACGGUAGGCUGCAGACCUGCGCAGUUGCGCGGCUACUGAUCUUUUCUCAGCCAUCUCCAGUUGCCUUUGAGCCCGCGGAUUGAUGAAAUCGCUCGACUGUUUGUUACGAUUGCGAUUUGUUGUCAUAUUAGAUAAUUUUUGUUAAAAAUUAUUAUAAUUAACCUAGCUCGAUAAGGUAAUUGAUUCCGGGAACGUUCGAGUGCAAGCAGCUUGGAAUGCCUAAAUUGGAACCGUCGCAGCCCGGAACCUCCCUUUUCGGAAUUGGCGUACUCGCGAACGAGGCAGAACAAGGAAAAACUGUGCGUGUGUCUCUGGUGUGAGCCCCGUGCUCGAUGUGUAUGGUGGCGAUGCCGAGGCAGUGCUGCUGACGAACGCUGUUCCACCUAAUCCAAAAAAAUAAAAAAAAAAAAACUAGCCAAACCGAAUGCGAUGGCAGAUUUUAGGAAAAAUUGUUCCACCAGUUAGGGGCGUGUGAAAAUCCGUUUUUGUAUGGUCAAAUGGCAGAAGAAUCACGAAGUGGGCAACGAAUUGAAUUGACCUAAAGAGGAGCCGUUCUGGAAAGAAAAACCCUCGAUUUCCUGGAUAUCUAGAGAUGAAAGAGUGAAUAAUUCCAACAGAUAUGGGUUUGAGUGCAUCAUACAGCCAAUGAAUAGUGAAGAAUAUCUGCCAAAUUGAAUCUGCCAUAGGAAUUGGUGUUUACAUGCAGUGAGAAUUGAAAAGUGAAUAAAGCAGCAAAUAGUCAAUGAAUAAUAAAUUCUUUUGGAAAGAUGGAAAACACCCAAUGCCAGCGAUUUAAAUGGCCAGAGGCGUAGCAGCAGUGGGAGACCAGUCAGUGUGGGAGGACAAAAUAAAAUACACAGCACAGCGGAAUAGUGAACUGUCGGCCGUGGCGACGCAUUGCACGGAACAGAGCCAGAAGCUAAACCGGAAAAGCGUAAUUGCAUUUGAUGAGUUUUAAUGAAUUCGAACGAAGAAGCAAAGAGCCGAACGGAAGACAACGCUAGAAGUUAGUGUGCCAGAAGAGGAAAGCAUUUAGAAUUACUCGGAAACGAAAAGUUUUUUUGUGCUCUGCAGCUCCCGAUUCUCUAAUGCCCUUUGUUCGUCGGGCAAAUGAGGAAAAAGAGAAACUCAACUGAGAGGAUAAGUGUGAAUAUUUCAGCUGAAGUGCUCGGAAGAAAAAAAAUCCUUCGAAAGGGCUUGAGAAAGCUAGAAAAAUACGGAUAGUGAGAAAACGAAAAAAAGUUUUAUUGAACCAAGUGAACGUGUGCGUGAUCUCGUCCGGAAAUUGAAAACAGUGCAACCCAGAUUGGAGUUUAAUGGAAACUGAAGUGCUCUGUGUCGCGGGACGUGCCUAUCAAAGGCUACCAAGAUCGUAUAGCGAAGCCGGAUAGUUUCUACUCUCCAAAGUUUUGCACCACCUUGUGUACAGUAAUCCUUGCAUCCUAUUUCUACUCGGUAGUAAACGGUAGUGCGUCCGCAUUGUGGCGCAUUUUUAGCGUGUUAGCGUAGUUAAACAACACUAUUCAAUUCACGUAAAUGGCUUUAAAUCUUCACGUAUGAUGUGUGUGUGUUAAAAUGAUAAUGUUUACCUUCGUCAUUCAAUCAAUCACAUUGCACUCAUAGGCGAUAGUAUUCUCGAAGAUAAAACGGAAACGUUGAUGUUGUGCUAAACCAUACACAUCCAAGGAAGAACUCCUCAGUUGGUGCAGUGCAGUCCCAUUCAUACUAGAACAACGGCGGUGUGGAUUCGGAAAUCCUUCAGAAUUGUGAAAAUAACGACGAACUGUGAAAACAUAAAGACGGCGCCCGGUAAAGGUGCCAAAGGUGCCACCUUCAUACCGAAGGAGGCUCCACAGGGGCGCUAGGCUGUCAGCUGCAGGCGAUGCACCGAUUUGCGGAUCGACCGGGUGGACCUGGCCUAAGAUGGGGAGCGUGCUACUCACGGCUGUGUUCAUAGCGUUACAUUUUGCUACCGGCCUGGCCAACCCAGAUUCUAAGCGUUUGUAUGACGAUCUGCUGAGCAACUACAACCGAUUGAUACGGCCUGUGGGCAACAACUCCGAUCGACUAACAGUUAAAAUGGGUCUACGGCUCUCACAGCUCAUCGACGUGAACCUUAAAAACCAAAUCAUGACUACUAACGUGUGGGUAGAACAGGAAUGGAACGACUACAAGCUCAAAUGGAAUCCAGAUGACUACGGUGGGGUGGACCAGCUCCACGUACCAUCGGAACACAUUUGGCUGCCAGAUAUUGUACUGUAUAAUAAUGCGGAUGGAAACUAUGAGGUGACAAUAAUGACAAAAGCAAUUUUACAUCAUACGGGUAAAGUAGUAUGGAAACCACCUGCCAUUUAUAAAUCAUUUUGUGAGAUCGAUGUUGAGUACUUUCCAUUUGACGAGCAAACAUGUUUUAUGAAAUUCGGAUCCUGGACGUACGAUGGAUACCUGGUGGAUCUUCGCCAUCUCCAGCAGACGCCCGACUCCGAUAACAUAGACGUGGGAAUAGACCUGCAAGACUACUAUAUAUCAGUUGAAUGGGACAUUAUGAAGGUGCCUGCCGUUAGAAAUGAAAAAUUUUAUAGUUGUUGUGAAGAACCAUAUCCGGAUAUUAUAUUUAAUAUAACGUUAAGAAGAAAGACACUUUUCUACACCGUGAACUUAAUCAUACCUUGCGUUGGGAUAUCGUUUCUCUCCGUACUAGUGUUUUAUUUGCCCAGUGAUUCCGGCGAAAAGAUAUCAUUAUGUAUAAGUAUAUUACUGUCGCUCACUGUGUUUUUUCUACUGCUGGCUGAAAUCAUUCCACCAACGUCACUAACGGUUCCACUGCUAGGAAAAUAUUUAUUAUUCACGAUGAUGCUAGUCACAUUGUCCGUAGUUGUUACCAUCGCCGUACUGAACGUUAAUUUUAGGUCACCCGUUACGCACAAAAUGGCACCAUGGGUGCAUCGAGUUUUUAUAGAACUAUUGCCUAGGGUGUUAUGUAUAGAGAGGCCAAAGAAAGACGACGAACCAUCCGAAAACGAGGAGCAAGCGCCCGAAGUGCUGACGGACGUGUUCCAGGUGCCACCGGAUGUGGAAAAAUACGUCAGCUACUGUGGGAAGGAGUACACCACGGAUUUCGAUAUUCCUGUUUCCAUUCCUUCCUCUCCGCUAGCACUGCCGCCGUCACGUUUCGAUGUGGCCGCAUCGGGUGGCGUUGGGCCAUGUUUUGGCGAGCCACCGCUACCAGCACUGCCACUACCCGGAGGAGAUGACGAUCUCUUCAGUCCAACCAGCAACGGGGACAUGAGUCCGAACUGUUGCGGUGACGUGAGCCCAACGUUCGAGAAGCCCUUGCUGCGGGAGAUGGAGAAAACGAUAGAAGCAUCGAGAUUCGUAGCUCAACACGUUAGGAAUAAGGAUAAAUUCGAGAGUAUAGAAGAAGACUGGAAAUACGUAGCACUCGUCCUGGAUCGCCUGUUUCUGUGGAUAUUCACGAUAGCGUGCGUAAUGGGUACGGCCCUGAUUAUCCUGCAGGCACCCAGCUUGUACGACAACACCCAACCGAUCGACGCCAUGUACUCCAAGAUCGCCAAGAAGAAGAUGGAAUUGCUCAAAAUGGGGAGUGAGAAUGUAUAGCAUCCGCCCGGGUUCGCAUCCGCCGUUUGGAAGUACAUUCUGAACUGGAUGCGGACCCUGGUCAACGAGGAUGACCAUUAGAGAGAACCCAUUCCUCACCAACUCGCGAGCAUACCCCCCGAAACCGAAUUGAAAGAAAACUGGUAGCAACUCGCAGCUACCGCCCAUCCGACAAAUAAGAAAGCAAAAUGCAAAAAAGAAAUCGUGAGAGAGAAACAACAGACAACAUCCGAACAAAAACCAAAGUUACUCCACUCGCAUCUCAUUCAGUGGCAAACGCGUUGUUGGUUUUCACUGGUCGGUAGACUCCUUGGCUGCUGGCAGCUCAACACCUCAAACCAACCGGCAUGUGGUGUCAGUCAAAUGAGAGAAGAAAAAAAAAAUCAGGGGACGGCACUGGCGGUUGACCUCGUUGCGUGUCCGGACAGAUUACUCAGGCGGAAAAAAGGGGUUUCCUCCGGUUCUGCUUUUGCCAAUUGCUCAAUUCAACUCCCCGGAGAAACGGACACGCCACCAACAUCGUCAGCCGCAGCCCGGCCCGGCGUUACACUGCAGAGGAGCGUACGUACUCUCAGCAGGACCCAUCACGUGAGUCAACAGCGUUAUGUACUCUGAUUGUUCGUUUUGUGUUUUCCAUUUGAUUUUUGGUUUUCUCUAGGGAAAAGAAUGUCAAUAACAAUCAAAUUAAUGUUAAUACCGUGUAACAAAAUGUAGUUUUUAUUAAAAGAGGAAAACUUUUUAUACGACGAACGACGGGGUUGGAAGAGGGGUUUCAAAGGAAUAAGUUAGUUUUUAAAAAAGAGUUUGUUUCUGGAUCCGCUUGUUUUAGGGACUGGGAGCAGUCUCGGCGGCAACGUUGCUGUUGUACAUACAAAAACGGGAGGGAGUUUUUUUUUUGGUAAGACAUUUGAUUUUGGAUAACAAUAAAAGCAAAAACAGUAAAAAUACGAGUGCAAUGUGAUUGAUGCAAAUCAGAACUUAAGACGUAGCGUAGUUUGUUGAUGCAGAGUUAUGGCAGCAAAUUGGUGUACAUAAAUAAAUUUUGUUGGAACUCAGUCCUAGUGGAAUUUGGUAAGCUAAACUCUAAGCUGGAGUUCAGAAGUAAAACGAACUUUCAAAAUAGUUAAUAUUUUUUAUAUUAUUAUGGAUAGUAGCGGAUGAAUUGAAAUGAUAGUUAUUUUUAAGUGAAAUUAAAGCGAUAUAAUGAAAAACGAGAUUUAGUUAGACAUUAAAUUUGCAGACAUUUUUAUACACUUACAAAAAUAAGAGAAAUUAGAUUUGGUUUAUUUACUGCAAAACAUGAAUUGCCGUACUUUUCUAGGCCAGUAAAUUGCGUUGUUGGCGGUGCCACUGCAAGACAACUUGUCUCCCCAGCACAUUCUCCUUCCGGAGAGGAAGAAAAACUGCGGGGUGUCAACUUUCUUUAGCAAACAAAAUCAAACGGUAGCGUUUUAAACUAUCUAAUUUUGGAAUUGAGAAGCAAAUGCAAAAUCUUCCUAACUAAGUGUAGUAGGGCAACACUAUGCGCAACAGAUAAGCAGCAGCGUGAGAGGCGAAUUGGAUUGUACUGGAAAACGUUGGUCAGAAAUCAAGCAGAAUCGAAUUGAAGCAGACUAAGUAAAAGAACAAUCAGCUUGCACCGGUCUGAUAAUGAAGUGUCUUAUCUACAGGAAAUUCUACCAAAAUUCCCAAUAAGUGAACGCUAACAUACUGCAGCAAAAUCCAGUGAGAGCAGCUAGCAAGAUUGCUGAAAUCUUGCAUCUUCGAACUUGGCUGCGACGAACAUUCUAGCCAAGCUUCAUAGAUCGAUCGGAAACUUCCUAUAAUCACUAGAUAAAUAUGACAGAGUAACUGAGGAGAAAUAACAAGCGUGUAUGUAUUUUAUAUGACACAAUAUUAUUGAGGGAGGAGAACAUUUUCGUAAACUAUAGGUGUAUAUGUAGUUAGAUUUUAUAUCAUUGAAUGAAUUGAAGUUAAACUAAUACAAGUAAAGUGGAAAUAAGCAAGUAUCACAUAGUGCAGCAAUUAACUGCUGAGUGUAGUUAAAAAUAAUUUACUCGUACUAAAACCAACGGUAAAAGCUUAAGCCACGAACUUACACAUACAUUAACACAAACAAAAAGUUCAGAGAGGGAGAAAAGUGAAAUCUCAACGACCUUAUAGGACGGUUCGAUGAUU
Messenger RNA from Aedes albopictus (Asian tiger mosquito), 5869 nucleotides. It is a transcript of the gene nAChRalpha1, whose product is annotated as acetylcholine receptor subunit alpha-like 1. Gene Ontology annotation, biological process: nervous system process; chemical synaptic transmission; monoatomic ion transmembrane transport. The transcript is spliced from 10 exons. Lineage: Eukaryota; Metazoa; Arthropoda; Insecta; Diptera; Culicidae. Gene Ontology annotation, molecular function: transmembrane signaling receptor activity; acetylcholine-gated monoatomic cation-selective channel activity. The record is from RefSeq and is a predicted model, not a curated record. The coding region runs from base 1997 to 3691 and encodes 564 amino acids. Gene Ontology annotation, cellular component: plasma membrane; neuron projection; synapse.